This is a messenger RNA of Wyeomyia smithii (pitcher-plant mosquito), 855 nucleotides long. RefSeq lists its product as uncharacterized. Lineage: Eukaryota; Metazoa; Arthropoda; Insecta; Diptera; Culicidae. The record is from RefSeq and is a predicted model, not a curated record. The transcript is spliced from 2 exons. The coding region runs from base 84 to 782 and encodes 232 amino acids.
UACGCUGCCCGUUUUGGGUCAGUUCAAUCGAAGGCGUCCGACAAAACGGUUUAGGAAAUUUUGCAGGAACUAGAUAACUAAGAAUGAAGGCAGUUCUUGUGUGUUUGCUGCUUGCCCUGGCUGGACAUUCUCUGGCUCAGACCCAGGAUGAGUUUGUUGAAUAUCUUUUGGGUAUACAAAGCGAAGCUGAAGCUUUACAUCAAGUGAUGGAGGGAACGUUUGAUAACACGCGUUUCACCAUGAGUGACCACCUCAUCGAACUGAACCGUGACUUGAUCAGUCGCAUGAACGAAGCCCUGGUCGAAGUCGAGCAAAUCAAGGAAUCCACGGAGGAGUUAGUGAGUAACUCGAAUGCCCAGCAAAUUUGCAUAGACGUCGCUACCGCAAACUGGGAGAUCGAAAUCGAAUGGGUCGGCCAGGCCUUGCAGCGCUGCGCUAACCAAGCUAAUUUGGAGAUUACCCGAGCUACCGCAGAUGUGCAUGAAGCUAUCGAGCGGGCUCAGGUUCAGUCUACUGAACUGCAGAACAUUGUUGUGCAUGGAUUCAUUGACUGGAACGCGAUUGAUUACACUGAAUCGAUCUCGAUCAUUGUGGGAGCUCGCAUCCAGCGGAAGCGCGAGGAGUUUGAGGGAACGGUUCUAGAAUUGGGACGAGUACUGCAGGGAAUAUUUUAUCUCACCUCCCAAAUGCUGCCUGAGACUACCACCUGCAUUAAUCGUGGAGUGGAACGCUUCAACAAUUACGCCCGUGUGAUUAAUGAUACAUUGUCAUUCUGCUCUUAAUUGUAGGAAGAUGUUGUCACGUUGUAAACUUGCCAAUCUGAGAAUAAACACGAAGUGUUUCUGCUAAAUUCUA